Messenger RNA from Columba livia (rock pigeon), 13525 nucleotides. It is a transcript of the gene MINAR1, whose product is annotated as membrane integral NOTCH2 associated receptor 1. The coding region runs from base 482 to 3232 and encodes 916 amino acids. Gene Ontology annotation, cellular component: plasma membrane. NCBI's taxonomy places the organism in Eukaryota, Metazoa, Chordata, Aves, Columbiformes, Columbidae. The record is from RefSeq and is a predicted model, not a curated record. Gene Ontology annotation, biological process: negative regulation of cell population proliferation; negative regulation of TOR signaling. The transcript is spliced from 6 exons.
GCUUUGGGGCACAGCUUCUCCCAGUUGCCCUUGACUUGGGAGGUUUGGGGCUGAGGGUACAGUGGUCUAUGCAAAAUACGCUGGGUGCAAUGGGGGAGCAAAGGAUGUGUGUUGAAGAGCAUCCCUUCCACUGAAGCCCUGAGCUUUUAAAUCACUGCAAAUUCUCACCAGACUUUUCACAGGAGGCAGUUUCACAUCCCAGCUGCAACUCGAGCCAGUGAGCACACAGCAGGACUCUGUGCCAAGGGAGCGCUGCCUGCUGGACCAGCUUUUGCUAUGGGACCCAGCUCUGGAAACCUGUCAGAACCUGGACAAAACCAAAUAUUAUACAUCCACUGGAUCACAUACAAUAUUCUUCAAAGUCAGUGAAAGAACCCUCUCCUGACCCCUUGUUUCUCCAGAAAAGUGGAGAGGUCUGUUCCUAAGGUCGUCAGAAAGUGGAACGCGGUUUCCAGGUUAAACAACAAAAUACGCUUGAGCCAUGGAGACCAGCCAGGAAUCCUCACUCUUCCUGGUGAAGAUCUUGGAGGAGCUGGACACAAAGCAGAAUACUGUUUCUUACCAGGACCUCUGCAAGUCCCUGUGUGCGAGGUUUGAUUUAUCCCAGUUGGCCAAGCUCAGAAGUGUGCUGUUUUACACCGCUUGCCUGGAUCCUAAUUUCCCAGCAACUUUGUUCAAAGACAAAAUGAGAUGCACUGUAAACAAUCAGCAAUCAAAGAAAAUCAUGGUUGCAGCAGAUAUAGUAACAAUAUUCAACCUCAUACAAAUGAACGGGGGAGUGGCCAAGGAGAAACUUCCAGUCUCAAGGCAGAAAGUGAAGAAGAAAGAGUCCUUUGAAUCCUGUAGAUCUGACACGGAAAUCUGCAAUAUGGCAGACUGCGUGCCCAACUGCGAGCUGAACGACCAGGAGUUUAACCAGGGCUUCCCUAUCAGAAGGUCUUCAAAAUGCAGAAAGAUGGACUGCAAAGACUGUCAGCAGUUUGUCCCCUCGUCAGAACCCAACUUUUUACUUGGUGUUAAUAAGGACAUGAAGGGCCGGGCUGCCUCUCUGGACAGGUUGCAGGCACUGGCGUCCUACUCCAUCGCCACGUCCCCACCGUGCGAGAUGCAGAGUACAUACUUCCCCAUGAACAUUGAAAAUGAAUCUAUUUCAGACCAGGACUCCUUGCCUAUAAGUGCAGGCAUAAAAGAAACUUUCAUUUCAAAUGAUGAGCCAUUUGUGAUGCAGUCGUGUGUCCAGAAAAGAAAUAUAUUCAAAGAAGAUUUUCAUAAUCUGAUUACAAUAUCUCCCAACUUAAUACCGUCCAAUAAAAAGCCAGAAGACGGACACAGAGAGCCUCAGAACAGGAAAGAAAGCUCUAAGCAGGCUUUCUUCAACCACAGCUUUGAAAUGCCAUACAGCAGCCAGUACUUGAAUCCAGUUUAUUCUCCUAUACCAGACAAAAGACGAGUAAAGCAUGAAAGUUUAGAUGAUCUUCAAGCUUCAACGUAUUUUGGCCCAACUACUGUUCUUGGGCCCGAGGACAACAAAAGGUGGACUGGAAAGCCUGCCAAGCAAACUGCCUGGCCAGCUAAAAGCUGGAGUUUAAAUACUGAGGAGGUACCUGACUUUGAACGAUCAUUUUUUAACAGGAAACAGUCUGAAGAGAAGCCGCGAUACCAGAGUUCAAACAACCCGUCUCCAAACUUUCCUUCAGCUGACAGACAUCAGUCCUACCUGAAUGCGAAGGAUCAGCAACCAAUUAUGCAGGCAAACUACGCUGUGAAACCCAAUGGACAUAAACCCAAGGAAAUCCCUUCCAUUCUAGAUGUGGAGAAACAUGAGCCAGUCAAAAAAUUUAAGGAUAAAAGCAUUAAUUGUAGUUCUGUCCAGAUCUUAAGCAUUGACAGGACCACGAGUGUUGGGACGCAAACUGAGCAGCAAGUUCUGGACCACAAGAAAUGCAAGGAUUUGUGUGCGGCGGGCCAAGCCAAGUAUGGAGAGCGGCACUCGCUUAAGCAAUCGGAUGAUGAUUCUGAAAUUGUGAGUGAUGACAUCAGUGACAUUUUCCGGUUUUUGGAUGACAUGAGCAUCAGUGGGUCGACUGGAGUGAUGCAGUCUUCGUGCUACAACAGCACUGGUUCCUUGUCUCAGUUGCAUAAAUCAGACUGUGAGAGCUCACCUGAGCACAAUUUGACUAAAAUCUCCAAUGGGAGCGCCUGUAACAAAUUGGAUAAAGUGGUCCGGGCAGACAUCAGUAACACAGAUGAUGAACUAAAAACAAGUGUCUGCAAAUUAGUUUUGAGGAUUGGUGAAAUAGAGAAGAAACUGGAAUCUCUCUCAGGUGUCCGAGAAGAAAUCUCUCAAGUCCUGGGAAAAUUAAGCAAGUUGGAUCAAAAAAUUCAGCAGCCGGAGAAGGUCAAUGUACAAAUAGAUCUCAAUUCUUUGACAAGCGAGGCUGCAUCAGAUGAGAGUAACUCCCCACAGAUAUUUCAGUGCCACAAUACUCCUCAUGGAGGCAAACUGGAGAAUAAUCCAGAAUGGUGCUGUUCAGACGCCAGUGGAAGUAAUAGCGAGAGUCUUCGAGUAAAAGCCUUAAAAAAAAGUUUGUUUACUAGGAGAUCAUCAAGAUCUUUAACAGAGGAAAACAGUGCAACUGAAUCCAAAAUAGCAAGUAUUUCAAACUCUCCCCGAGACUGGAGAGCUAUUACUUACACCAACCAAGUUGGCAUUACAGAAGAGGAGAUGAAAGAGAGAGAUGGAGGAGAAAAUAAGGACUGGCACAGGAAAUCUAAAGAGGCAGACAGGCAAUACGAAAUCCCACAGCCACAUAGACACUCUAAACAACCAAAAGAUGCUUUCUUGAUUGAACAAGUCUUUAGUCCUCAUCCCUACCCUGCAUCACUCAAGUCACACAUGAAAAGCAACCCGCUCUACACAGACAUGAGGUUGACAGAGCUGGCUGAAGUGAAACGCGCCCAGCCGUCAUGGACCAUAGAGGAAUAUACGAGGAAUUCGGGAGAUAAAGGCAAGAUUGCAGCAUUGGAUCUACAAACUCAAGAAUCCUUAAACCCAAACAACCUAGAAUACUGGAUGGAAGACAUUUAUACUCCUGGCUAUGAUUCCUUAUUAAAACGCAAAGAAGCCGAGUUCAGAAGAGCAAAGGUUUGCAAGAUAGCUGCCCUGAUAACAGCAGCAGCUUGUACGGUUAUUCUGGUCAUUGUAGUUCCCAUUUGUACAAUGAAAUCCUGAACUCGUGGACAGACCUGUGACUCCCAGCUAUGUGUAUCUCAGAUCUCUCAUGCUGUCUUUCAAACCUCUGAUGGCAAAACUGUAAGGAGUUUGCUAAGGAAGAACGUUCUGAGGAUAUCCUGAUGGAGAAUGCUGUGAAUGCCGGCAAAACAACAAGAGAAACAUUUUUUUGAAAAUAUUAUUUUAAAUAACAGACUGUGUGGUGGAGUUAAUGGGAACUCAGUUAAAUUUUUAUGCAUUUUUGAAGGUGCAAUAUUUUUUUUUUUCCUAAAGAAACAAUGUAAUGUUUUACAGAAUCAGAGACUGAUGAGAAUCCAGGCAAAAGAGGAAGGUUGUCUGAGCUAUGUUGCAUUCAACAGAAGUAUGGGUACAUGGAGGUAGCACUGUAUAGAAGGGAAUGUUCUAUAUGCAUUAGAUCGGGGAGCUAGGAAAGUCUUAAAGCUCUCUACAAUGUAGAAAACUCUGAAUGUAUUUAUUUUAUAGUAUUUCUGUAUUUCGUGACCAUUUGAUUGAAAGCAGACUGCGUAGCUGUGAACAGAGUUCAUUCCUGUGUUCAGAUUAAAAAGGGCUCUUUGUAUUUGGUCUUGCCCUAAGACCCACUCUAUCAUCACUGAGUACUUAGAUAAGUGCAAUGUGCUGCAGACCAAAAAGAUUAUGUUUUAAAGCAAUCACAAGAGGUUUCAGUUGCUUCUGUUGAAUAACAUUUGCAUAGAGCUGGCAAACUUGCCUUGCCAAAAGGGUAUUCUUUACCUCCGCAGACAGUGAAAUUGUCUCAAUUUCACUCCUGCCAGCAAGCAAAGCUGGCAAAUCAAAGCAACGCUCUGUUAAAGUUCUUGGAAAUGUAAUCUGAACAGUUAUAAUUUAUUUUCACGAAGUCUGUGUGCCUUUUUUUAGACUGUAGAUUAAAUAGCACUGUUUAAUUUUGCUAUUUUAAGCCCAUAACAUAAAUCACAGCAUAAUGGGUACUGAUGGAAGUUCUUUUCCCGCAAGCCUUCUAUACAGUUCAGAGUGCUCCUCAAACAGCAGGGCUGGUGGUUACUGAGCACUUAUAUUAAGGGCACAGUUUUUCAGCACUAGUGGAAACUUGCUGUUAAUGCAAUGCAUUUGGCAUGGGGAAAUCUGCUUCCCUCUUGCUAAUGUACUUAAGCAUGAUGAUUGACUCUACCGGACAGCAAGCAGUCUGUAUCCCAUAGGAAAAGUCCAUUUUAUGCUUUAUCCCAAAUGCAAAUAGCAGGUUCAAAGGAAUUCUCAAGCUAUGACAGAAAUUUCUUGCUAUGGUUAGUGAAAGCAAAUACCCAGACAGUAUUACUCUUCUGUCAAGUAUAGAUGGUAGGGAAAAAAAAAACAGUAAAAAAUAAUAUAUAUAUAUAUAUAUUCAGGAAAUAAAGUGAUCUUGCUAGUCCUCUAAGGGAAAGGAGAUUCUUUUGGUGAAUGCUCUUUAUUUAGGUAAGGUAAUUUGAUUCCUUCAGAAGCAGCCCCCUCCACGAUGACACAGCAGCUGGGAAAGCAUCGGAUGCUCGUUCCUCCAGCGCUCUGGGAUGUGCUGCACUCGCUCUUUGUUUCUGGCUGGUUUAAAAAAAGUAGUGAGGAAAGGGUGUGUGGGAGGUGAAGGCUUUGUUGUGUGUUUAGAUGCGUGUCAGUUCUUUCCUGCAGCCGGAGAGCUGUUUACGUGCAGCUCGUGUGCUGUAUUUUAUUUAGGUAUAGGUGAUCCCUGGGACCAUCAUCUGUCAGAAAGAAGUGUAAGCACAGGGCUGGGUGACCCAUCAGCAAAUACAGAACAAGGAUAAGCCCCUGGACCAAAGCCUGUGCCUGCCUGGCCUGCAUCCUGACGCAAAUUCAGUAGCUUUGGCCCCUUCCUAAUACCAAGAUUAUUUCUCUUUCCUCCCAGAUGCUGCAGGAUAGAGUCACAGCAGGGGGGGAGCAAUUCACACUGUCUAUUUUAGGCUGCCUUUGGUUAUGGUAUGAUUCAGAGAACCUGAGUUUAGGAGCUCAGGAUCUGUAUGUAGUAAAUAUAGACAGGUAGAGAAACCUCUGGGGAUGGUUCAGAGCCGCCAGCAAGAUGUCUAAUAUUAGACAUGUGAAUACACUCCAGAGGUUAUCGCUCUGCAGCUUACCUUAUGCACAAUUUAUGUAGAUUGUAUAUGUAAAAAAAUAAUAAUCUAUUCCUGGUUCCAGGUAAUGUCAGAAAGCCCUUUUAAUCCCUCGUUGGCCCAGCAAUAGCAAACACGAGGGGCUGUCAGAGCAGCGUGGCCCUGUGGUGGCACAGUGUCAGUCCCCAUCUGCCCUCACCGGGUGUGACAUGUCCCUUGGAGGUGCAGGGUGGGUGUGGGACAGACACCGAGUAGACCCUCUGCCUUCGCCAGCCCCCCUCUGCUGACACAAGCGAUCUGGCCCUGCUGCCCCCCAGCCCAAAAUCAGCAGCACUUCCUCUGUUGCAUCUCAGUAAUCUGAUUUUAGAAAAUAUCUGAAUGUCUAAGUGGAGAUGUGAGAAGGGUGCAGGAGAAGUUAUUGAUUACAGGGGUCAGUUGACUUGCACUGGUGCAUUAGAGAAGAUGUAAGGACCCCUGUUUUCUUUGUGCAAGGAUUUUUAAAAAAUUAUUUUUAUUUUUUCCCUUCCCUCUGUGUGAGACUCAUCCAGCUGGCACCGGAUGAGUCUUUGCAUUAGAGAUGACCAAAAUCCUGGGAAGGAUCUGGAAGGCUAUGGAGCCAUGGGUGAUGUGGAGCUGGCUCAAACCAAGCACUCAGCAUGCCAAGCAUCCAUGCUGCUCCUAAUUUAUUGAGGUGCUUUCACCCAUCCUCACUUUGCACAAGCAGCCAGUGGCCCCCCUGGUUUGGCACAGUUCUCUCUCCCAUUUGGAGCUUGAUUUGGCUCCUGAAACCUCUGGGGGCAUCUCCACAGUCCUGGGAGCCCGAGGGGAGCAGGGAAAGCAGAGCCUGGCUCCCUGCCGCCCUGCUCCACAGAUACCUCCGGGAGCCGCUGCCUCGGUGUCUCCUCCGCUCCCCGGCUGCCUCCGGCAUCCCCUCGGCACCGCUGGGAUGUGCAUCCCCAGCUGUUCUCAGCGGGUUUCACAUCUGGCACAGAGCUUUUUGGCUUAAAAUAGGAAAGGGGAUGGAGCGCUGGGAGGCUGCUGCCGGAGGAGAGCAACAUGGGAAGGUGGGGCCCUGCGGUUUGGCACAGAAUAAACAAACCAGGUGAAAUCCUGACGGUAUUAACCUGCGAGAAUAUUGUGAUCAACCUUGUGAACCAGUUGUCAACUAGUAUAUACUGUAUACUAUAUGAUAGACUUUUGUAUUUUAAAAAAAUCCCCAAACAAAUUAAAGCUAUAGGUACAGUGUAAUCCUUAGUGUGAUUGAAAAAAAGUGUCCUAGAUUGUAUUAAUCAAAAUCAUGAUGAGCAUAUUGAACUGUUUUUUGUAUUUAUGCCUUAUAAACUUGAUAUAUUACACAUGAUAAAAUGAAACUGCAAGAAUUAUGAAACAAGGUACUCCAUUGGGGGGGCAAAUCCCAUCUGCUUUUCCUAAAACAAGACUGCUGCUUGAAAUCAGCUCAAUAAAUCAUGUGUGCAGAAAAGCAAGAGCAGGAUCUGCCCCACAUUACUUUUUAGGAUUUUUUUUUUAAUGGGGCUUUGGUUAAUGUACUAUGUAAUACUUUUAUUUUAUAAAGUUACUGUACAAUGUUGCCUUUUGGUUCAUUUAAAUAUAAUACCAAAUAAACUUCAAAAUUAGUGUCCUAAGUUUUAAUGAAACAGUCAUAAUAAUGUAUUACUCCAUUGCUUUUCCUCUUUUUUUGUGUGUGUGUGUUUAUCCCAGGGACAUCAAGAUAGCCAUGGGUUGUGAGUGCCUCAGUAUUAGAUUAACUAAGCAGCCUAUCUAGUUCUUGGCAGAAUUGCUAAUGGAUUUCUCACUUGUGAAAUAAUAAGAUGGCAGAAGAUAAUGAAAAAUGAAUUUGUUUGGCUUCUUGAAAAAGCUCCUUUGCGUCACAAUGUCUGGGAUUCUGGGAGCUUAGCUCUUGACACUAAUCAUAAUAUUUCAUUUUAUAGGUUAUUUCAUGACUGAUUUUUUUCCAUAUCAACUGUUUAAACAAGGUCAUGACUAACAUUUUGGUAUCUAUUUCACUUAUAUGUUUAUGCAACCACUGUCACUUUUAUGUCAGUAGAUAACUAUUUAUAGUCACCUAUCAUCAGGCAAUCAAUUUGUUUAGGAUCUCUAUGUGAUUUUUAAUUUGUUGCUUUUGACUUGUUAACUGCAAAACCAGGUGGUCUUAAAAUUCCAGGUGUUGAAACUAAGAUAGAGCUGAGCCCACCACUGGGGGUAACCCACCAUCAGAGGUUGCAAAGGGGAGCGGCAGAAAAGACAUAUAUAAAUAACUAACAAUGGCAUGAAAAUGUAGUAAUGCAAGUUCUUGAUUUCCUCAUCUCUACCCCGUAAGCACCUUUGGUGCAUUGCUUUAGCCAUCUUGGUUGGGAUGGAGACUGCCAAGUGCACCCUGUGGGGCUGGGACACCAGCUGGACCCCCUGGUGCUCACAUAUUGUCGGUCAGGCUGCAAACCAUGACAGGUCCUCUUGGUAGGGGAUUUGUGAUUCACAAUUCAGCAUCCGUUUCAUUUUUGGAAGUGGUUUCCUGAUUUACAUCAGUUUCAGGUUUUUCUCUUGUAGCCAUCAAGCCCAGAAGCUUACAAGUAGAAGUGCCCUCUGGAUUUUUUAUGUUACAGUGUGAAUUCCAGAGCAGGAACUUUCAUAACAAUGCUAAAUGUGACCAGGCUCAUGCCAAAAAACCCAAAGCACUCUGGCUCAGCAUUCUUCAGCCAAGAAGCUCGAUAUGGAGGAUAUACAGACCUCAUCUGGGUCAUCGCUGUGCUGGAAAAUGGGGCAACUGCCAGGUUUCUGCAGUAGCUGCUGGAUAAGAGUCACUGAGUCUCAAGGUACAAGAAAGCUCCUGCACUCAAUGCUGUAUCAGUGACCAAGACGCGGCCCAUGCUCUCUGUGCUUCCCUGAAUGUAUUGCUUGCAGCAAUUAGUUGUACCUGUUGGAUAAAUUCUUUAUUUCAGAUAUAGCUUUGAUGAAUGGCUCUGUCUGAUGCACAAAAGAGUCACAAGCAAAAUGCUGGAUCUCAGGGCCGUAUUCUGCCCUCUGAGAUGCUCCUGUGACUCCAUCCUGUUGAAUCUGCACAUGGAAGAAAAGGCAGCCCAUAGUCUGCCCAAAGCAGCUUGGUCCUGUUGAAAGGAAAGGUUAGUUUCGUUGGUGUGCACUUUGGGAAAAGGCAAACACCUGUGGAAGUAAUUAUAAAGAUAAGAUACUUCCAUUAAUCUUAUUUUUCUUUGUUAUCUUUUCAGGAAAGAGCAUUAAAUCUGGUAAAGUGCUGCUUUGUUGUUAGUUUUCCAGCAAGCUGGGUCACUUCGGAUGACUUCUGGGAACACGGACCACUCAAUCUCUUGCAGGCUGUUACAUCAAUCUUCACAGUCCACUUAGAAGCUGGAGAAAAUCUUCAAAAAAGGAAUAAGUGGGUUGACUGCAGCCAAGCUCCUCCUAUAAGUGAGUUGCAUGUGGUUUUAUUUAUUUUCUGCAAUGUAGCACAAAUUACAUGUAGGAGAGCCACAAAGCUUUUACAAAAGCAACAGUACAUCGAAUCCUUCCCAGGAGCAAUAGACUGAGAUUUUUAAGGAAGACUAGUGAAUGGUUUUGGAUGAGCCCAGCACAAGAAAGCAACUGUGCUUGACCUGCGCACGGUGCCACUGGGCAUUGCUGGUCCUGGUGGAUCAGCAGUGGAUGUGAUGAGAUGCGCAAGGUUCUCCACUGGAGUAGGGAAGAUGUCCGCGAGAAUUAAUGCAGUAUUGGGAUGAGGAAAAAUGGUGGGGAGAAAGGUGUCUUGAGACACGGUUGCUGUUGAGGCUGGAGGCUUUUAGAAAUUCAGUGUUUUGUGGCAGAUGCCUCCCAAUUACCCAUCCCACAUCCUGCUUCUCCCUGCCCUCUUGUAUCCCAGAUCUGUGGAUUUUGGGACUAAGCAAGUGUCUGGGCACACAGUGCAGGCUCAGAUCUUGCCUUUUCUUAAAGUCAGCCAGAUUUCCUCUGUAAACAGAAGAUGUAUCAACAUAUCAGCUUUGACCUCGGCUGAAAGUCCACUGAGGUCCAAGAUCUUGUCCCACUGGUGGGGUUGCCAGCACUUAAGGAAGUGGGACCUGGCCCUUCCUCUCACCCAUCCCCAAAACACCUUGAGACCACCUUGGAAACGGCAGUAUUAUGAUGGUGACUUUCGCUUCAUGUUGUGCUUUGUGAAAGUUGCAUUUCCAGGCCAGACUCUGUAACCAGAGAGUUGGAAAAAUUAUUUCAUUUAUUCAAGGUGAAAACAAAUGGGCGAACUCCUCAGGUAAGAACAUGCAGUUCUGAUUGCUGGUGUUAUAAGAAAAAUGUCAAAUCCUGCUCUUCACAACAAAAUUACUCUGUUUUCUGUGCUUAUUUUGAGCCUGGAAGUGGUGUGCAUGUUGUCCCUCAGUACGUGGUGGGGCUCCAGCCCAUGUCCACAAUGUGGGUGUCCCCCCCUUGAAGGAGGGAAAAGAGGGAAUGACAUACAGUAAAACAUCCCUACCUGGGAGAGAGACCAGAUAAAUGCUUGUCAUUCUGCCUGGCCCUGGAAACGAUGGGGAGCCUGGUCCCUGUUGAAAAGAUUUGCUGUAAACUCUGCUUUAGUGACAGACGAAUCUCUGCUUGUAUUGAAAAAUCCUCCUGAUCUGCCAUCCUGCCGGGCUGACACACUCACUGCAAUAAAACAAAUCUGUGUUGUGCUGUGUGUUUUUCCCCAAGUAACGGUGGGGGGAGAGAGGAGAACCAAGGAGGCUGAGUCAUUUUUCUUCUUUCCUUGUCUUGGUAAUGAAAUAUUGCUCUUGAACUUCACCCUGCCUUUCCUGUUACUAUUUCUUUUUUUUUUUUCAAUGGUUACCUUUUAAGAGGCUCGUAAAAUUUCAUUACUAAAAUUUAUGACUGGGUAGAAAAUGUGUGCACGUGCAUUAAUUCUGUUUGAGGCCAACGUCUCGUAGCUGCAAAAUUAAUGUUACGGUGCAGUUUCUAGUGUGGCUAAUGGCUGUUCAAUAAAGCAAGGCGCUUGCUUUGCUCACCUUAUGGCACUUAAUUAUUCAGAACAAUAAAGAAGAGUUUGCCAGGUAACCAUUAGAAAGAGAACAUGCACAACGUGUUGAUAUGUAUUUUUAUACUUGUUUGUUUAUUCAAUUAAAACCUUGAAAAUCUUGGCCUUGGAACUUGGUUCUGUUGGUUUUCAGCUCCUCUGUGUGGUGUUAGAGAAGUUCCUUUCCCCAAGCCUUCCUGUAGCAGAGAGUCGGCGAUGGAUUCCAGAAGUUAUUCUAAAAUAAAUAAUUUAGUUUAGAGGUUCAAAAGCAGAUGUCUCUGAAUGCGAUGGAUUAAAACUGAGCUGCUUAAUCAUAACUCUGAUCUGGAGAGGCUGAACUGGAUGUUAGUGUUACUUUGCAAGUUAUACCCUGUGCUGAUUGAAAAUGAGUAAACAAUAACAGUUUGGUAAAUGAUCAGGUGGUUUUGGAGCAUCUUCGCUAUCUCACCCUGUAGGAACAAGAGCCUUUGGGGGGCAGUGACAUAUUUUUUCUCUCUGCUGGAAGAUAUGAGCUGACAAAAGUGACAUAUCCCUGGGACGGAGAAACCCAUGCGGGGGGAAGGAUAAUCUCAUGUCAGAGCUCUCAAGGCAGUACCGUCUGUCUUCCAUGUUUUGGGACCAGUUGCUUGAUCUCUGUGGGCUUCAGUUUUGUGCCAGUUACUCCUCAUGUCUUCAGGCUUUUUGUUGGAACAGAGCCAUGUGGUGGUGAGGUGCCCAGGGAAAGAGGGGCCAGACAUGGGCUGCGACAUCUGACUAACUCCAUCUUGAUGCUUAUAACUGUAUCUCCAGUACUGUAAAUACUUACAGAUAGAUCAGGCAUCAAAUUUGUAACUCUGGUGGUAAUCAGCAAUGCAACACUUGGGAAGUAUUUGGCUCAGCUUGUCAAAGUGUCUUGGUAUUGUAAGAAUGGUGAAUGUCAGCAGGAAAGCUGGGGGCAGGAUAAGAGGAGAUAGAAAAGCAGAGAAAGCACGAUGCUCUGCUGGGAUCGCAGUGUGGAGACAGCGGGAUCAGUGCUGCAGGAGAUGGGCAGACAGCGAGCAUCUGCUCUGGGCCACCAGGAUCAGAGCACAGCAGGGAUGAGAAAUUCUUGGACCAGUUAUCAAGGAAUUGGGAAGCUCCAGGAUGCUGUACUCACGGGGGAUUUUUACUACCCAGACAUCUGCUGGGUAACAAAUGCAGCUAAUCAUGGUAAUAAUGCACAACCCUAAUUCACUACAAUUUCUCUCCCAUAUGUUUAGAAUGGUAUUUACAGUAGGAAGUGAAGAAUGGUUAUUCAUGAAUCAAGGUGAACUGAGUUUCUGGUGUGGAGUCAGCCAUUUAUUGUGGAAAAUACUGUAAGACAGUAUUGAACAGAAUCCCUCUGAAAGCAUGGCAGUGUUCCAGCUAUUUUAAACAAAAAAUGUUGCUGUAAUUACUGGUUGCUCUUAAAUGCACCAAUUGAACUUCUCAUUUCUCUGUAACCUUUGUUGACAUUGAAGCAUGAGUUCACAAGUGGAGUUGAUGAAGAAUUAUCUCUCAGAUGAAAUAUGCCUCCUCAAGUUUAAUUCUGCUGAUGAGGGUUGAAAAGGGUUAAGAAAAAAGGAAGAAAGGAACCAUGAUAAUGGGUGCUUAGCUCACUGGUAGCACACAAAAGGAUGUUGUUUUAUUGAUAUACUUCUGUAGCCUUUCUUCAGUUGCAGGCAAUAAUUUUGCCAACCAACUCACUGUGGACCCAGAAAAGCACUGUGAGCUCAAAUACAUCUAAUAUUGAGAUGGGAAGAAGGUGUCCCAGCCGUUGGAGUUCAGGGCUGAACACAGUUAGUUAUUGAUGAAUUAUGGUGCCUUUUCCUCCCGUUCAGCAAUUCUCUGCUCCCUAGCUGUGCUUGCCCCUGUGUUGCCUCAUCAUCACCGUGGGUUUAUUUCGGUAAGGACGCCGUAUGCUGAGCUCUGGCUUCAGCCACUCAGGGUCCAGGGAUUUGUAUAAUGGUGUUACUGUUUAUUCCUCAAUUACAGGCUUUGAAUAUGCAAAUCUGUUGAUGCUGGUUACUGUAAUCCCCCUGCCCUGCCUGAUGCCAAGCUGGGGAAGUCAUUGAGCCAUUUGCUGGCAACAAGGGUUUUCCUGUUGGUUUCUGAUUUUGAGCUGUGGGUGAAGAGGAAACCCCCUUGAUCAGCCACCUGAAAUAGAGGGAGCGCGAAAAGCGAAGAGAGAGGGUUGUGAAAUUGAGGAAAAGGGAAUAUUUUUUUUUCUACAAGACUUUGAAUGCCUUUUUCCCUGUUAUUUGCCUCGCAGGAGCUCACAUUCAUGCUGCUGGUGAGACACCGGAUGGGUCAGAUUGCUCCAUCCCACCCACUGCAGCAGGGUUGUGUCCUUGCAGUAACUGUCCCCUAUUUCUGCCUGCCCUGGCUUCUUCCCACUUGAAAUCUGGUUUCAAAGUGAAAUAGCUGAGAUAGCAAUCAGCAUUUUGAAGAAGGCUGUCUGUCCACUGUUCUUGGUGGUCCACCUGCUCCGGUGGAGCUGGGUCAGGGUAGGGCAGGAGAAUUCCACAGAGGACACGCUUACUUGGGUGGAGGGAUGGGGAAACCUCAGCUCACAGCACCCAGCCAUGCGUGGCAUGGAGUUACCUGUACCAGCUUGGUUGUUACUUCAAGCUAGAGAAGGCUUGUUGAAUUGCAGAGUAUUUUAACACGUGCUGAACUGUAUAUCCAUGUCUAGCACAGGAGCUCUUCUUAUUAAAACAUUAAUUGAUUAACCUUCCCCACUUCUACUUCCACUAUUUUUCUAAUUAGUAUUUUUAGUAUUACUUAUUAUUUUUUUCCAUGUAUCUUUCCAAAGAUACAAUCAUCGUACUAUUGCCAGUCAUCGUACUAUUUCCUUGCAGCUUCAGCCAUCCCUGCUAUAACACCUCAUGCUCUUAUGGCACCCACGAUAGCUCAUUCUUCUUCUCUCAGCCAUGGACCUGCUUGCUCCAUCUGCACAGGCAGCAUUUGUUGAGAACAUCAGUUAUUUUGCAUCCAAGUUGAUAAUGAUGCUGUGAGAAUGUCACUGCAGCAUAAGUCAAAAUGUCCAGGGAGUGGGGUAUCUAGACAGAUUUGAAAGGAAUGCUUUUUCUUAGGCGUGGGAACAUGUCCCGUGCCAUUAUGUGUUGAUGGAUAUGACUAAUUUCAGGAGAAAAAAAAAAAAAAAAAAAAAGAAGAAAA